Nannospalax galili (Upper Galilee mountains blind mole rat) is the source of this 2172-nucleotide messenger RNA. It is a transcript of the gene Insc, whose product is annotated as INSC spindle orientation adaptor protein. Gene Ontology annotation, molecular function: cytoskeletal adaptor activity; protein binding. Gene Ontology annotation, cellular component: apical cortex. Lineage: Eukaryota; Metazoa; Chordata; Mammalia; Rodentia; Spalacidae. The transcript has 12 exons. Gene Ontology annotation, biological process: regulation of asymmetric cell division; apical protein localization; establishment of mitotic spindle orientation. The record is from RefSeq and is a predicted model, not a curated record. The coding region runs from base 145 to 1743 and encodes 532 amino acids.
UUGCAGCCACACCUGCCCUGGCUCCUCAUAGCUCAGAUUUGAGAGGUGAAGUGAUUACAUCUCCUCUCUGGAUUGACCUAUCCUGGCCUGUCUUUUCAGGAUCCCCACCGCUGUGGGCAGGCCUUGCUGCAGAUUGGGAUCAACAUGAUGGCGCUGCCUGGAGGCCGCCACCUGGAGUCCAUUCCCCUGCAAGGGCAGCGGCUACACCUCAUGCAGGUGGACUCAGUCCAGCGCUGGAUGGAGGAUCUGAAGCUCAUGACCGAGUGUGAAUGCAUGUGUGUCCUGCAGGCAAAGCCCAUCAGCCUGGAGGAGGACACGCAGGGUGACCUCAUCCUAGCUGGUGGUCCUGGCCCAGGGGAUUCCCUGCAGCUACUGCUGAAGCGGGGCUGGGUCAUCAGCACCGAGUUGCGCAGGAUUGGGCAGAAGCUGGCCCAAGACCGCUGGGCACGUGUGCACAGUAUGAGCGUGCGUCUGACAUGCCAUGCCCGUUCCAUGGUCAAUGAGUACAGCGUAGUCAGCAAGAGCUCCUCACAGGAAAUGGGCCAGGCAGAAAAGCUGCUCAUGGAGAAAUGCUCUGAGCUUUCAGCUAUCACAGAGAGAUGCCUCCAGGUGGAAAAUGAACAUGUUCUGAAGUCAAUGAAGGCCUGCGUGAGUGAGACACUGAGCACACUGGGCCAGCACUUUGGCCAGCUACUGGAGCUGGCCCUGACACGGGAGGUACAGGCACUGGUGAGAAAAAUUGAUGCCUCAGACAACAUCUACACCACUGAGGCUACCACAGGGAAUCUGUUCAGCCUAACGCAGGAGGGAGCACCCUUGUGCCGCAUCAUAGCCAAGGAGGGUGGGGUCGUAGCGCUCUUCAAGGUCUGCAGACAGGACAGUUUCCGGUGCUUGUACCCUCAGGCGCUCCGCACACUGGCCUCCAUCUGCUGUGUGGAAGAGGGUGUCCACCAGCUGGAGAAGGUGGAUGGUGUCCUGUGCUUGGCAGACAUCCUGACUGAUGACAGUCACUCUGAGGCCACUCGAGCUGAGGCUGCAGCUGUGGUGGCCCAGGUCACUUCCCCACACCUGCCCUUCACCCAGCACCUCAGUAGCUUCCUGGAGAGCAUGGAGGAGAUCGUGACAGCCCUCAUCAAACUGUGCCAAGAGGCCUCAUCAGGGGAAGUCUUCCUGCUGGCCUCUGCGGCCCUUGCCAACAUCACCUUCUUUGACACAAUGGCCUGUGAGAUGCUUCUGCAGCUGAAUGCUAUCCAUGUCCUCCUGGAAGCCUGCAGUGACAAGCAGAGAGUGGACACCCCCUAUACCCGGGACCAGAUUGUGACCAUCUUAGCAAACAUGUCUGUGCUGGAGCAGUGUGCCUCUGACAUCAUUCAGGAGAAUGGGGUCCAGCUCAUCAUGGACAUGCUGUCUGAGAAGCCAAGGUCUGCGACCCCUGCUGAAGCAGCAGCCUGUGAGAGAGUCCAGCAGAAAGCUGCAGUGACUCUAGCCCGCCUCUGCCGAGACCCAGAUGUGGCCCAGGAGGCCGUGAGGCUCAGCUGUAUGUCCCGACUCAUUGAGCUCUGCAGAUCGCCAUCAGAGAGGAACAGUAGUGAUGCUGUGCUGGUGGCCUGCCUGGCUGCACUGCGUCGAUUGGCUGGAGUCUGCCCAGAAGGCCUCCAGGACUCUGACUUCCAGCAGCUGGUCCAGCCUCGGCUUGUAGACGCCUUCUUACUCUGCAGCAACAUGGAGGAGAGCUUUGUGUAGCAAGUGUGGGAGAAGACGGGCCUUCAUCCUGCAUUCCUUCCCCUCUGAGGAAACACUGUGCAGGCAUCUGAACAUCUCCCCUCCUUAUUUAUACUUAAUUUAUUUUUCUCCUGAAUUAGAAAGAGAACCCUUCUGGCCACACUAUCAUAGCCUCCAGUCUCUAGGAAUCAUUUUGCUUUAGUUUUUUGACUUCUGUCGCUGUUCAGUUGCCGAUGUUUGAAAUGCAUCCAGGCUAAUGUGACAGACUGUCAUGGUGAUUUCCCUUCAUCCUGUUUCCUCACUUCUUAGCAUAUAAUCUUGCCUAAUUUUUUAAAACUUUGAACCAGGGUAUUUUAACUGCCCAGUAUUUCUUUUUUAAAGUGAGAUUUACUCUUUUUCAAAAAUUUAAAAUGAAUUUCACAGUUGACAGAUAUACUGGAAGGAAAUGUU